This is a messenger RNA of Coccomyxa subellipsoidea C-169, 792 nucleotides long. RefSeq lists its product as hypothetical. The record is from RefSeq and is a predicted model, not a curated record. The coding region runs from base 1 to 792 and encodes 263 amino acids. NCBI's taxonomy places the organism in Eukaryota, Viridiplantae, Chlorophyta, Trebouxiophyceae, Coccomyxaceae. The transcript is spliced from 6 exons. Gene Ontology annotation, biological process: peptidyl-lysine monomethylation. Gene Ontology annotation, molecular function: protein-lysine N-methyltransferase activity.
AUGGGGUGCGGGUGGGAGGAUGUCCAGUGGGCCAUGUCAGUGCUACACAGCCGCUGUUUUCUGGUGGGCUCGCCGCCUGUGCACACCAGUGUCCCCGGUGUUGACAUGGCCAACCACAGCUUCGAGCCCAGCGCAGCAGUCAGGCUGGUGCACAGCCCAGAGGCGGUCCAGGGGAGAGAUGCAGUGGAGGAGGUGUGCGUACCGCCGCCCCCAGAGCCCUCACGCUUUGAACUGUUUGCUGGGGAGGAUGGCAUCAGGGCAGGCGAUGAGGUCACAAUCAGCUACGGUCCGUGGCCGAACGAUGUCUUCUACCUGUUCUUUGGCUUUGUGCCCCGUGACAAUCCUUUUGAUGUGGCGGUCCUGUUUCAGGACUUGCAGCAAAUGAUUGUCUUCUACGACACACUGGAUCCUGACCUUAGUCCGUAUGGAUCAGUGGAAGAUCGUGCGGAGGCAAUAGCAGCUGCUCUGCGCACACAGCAUGGCAUCACAGAUUUCACCAGGUUGGGAAUUGCUCCUCAAGGGUACGAUGAGCGCUUGCUUCUCGCUGCCCAGAUCCUCCUGUCUACCCAGGAGAGUCUUAGCGCUGCGUCCUCGCAACCAGACACCUACAGUCGAUUUCUGGCGCGGCGGUGUCAGCAGCUCUUGGCGGCGUUUCCUACCAGCUUAGCAGAGGACGUAGACCUGAGGAAUAAUGGGACAAAUGGUUCUGACCUGCUCAUCUCCCUGCAGUACAGACUGAGGAAAAAGGCCACGCUCUUGGCGGCUAUAAAUGUUGACAAAAUAGCAGGCUGA